Molecule: messenger RNA, 1026 nt
Organism: Rhipicephalus sanguineus (brown dog tick)
Lineage: Eukaryota; Metazoa; Arthropoda; Arachnida; Ixodida; Ixodidae
Product: WW domain-binding protein 2
Exons: 6
Coding region: 205-1011 (268 amino acids)
Biological process (GO): positive regulation of DNA-templated transcription
Cellular component (GO): nucleus
Molecular function (GO): transcription coactivator activity; chromatin DNA binding
Source: RefSeq, a predicted model, not a curated record
GCCAUACAGCCAAUACAGCAUUCAUCCCUCCAUAUCUUGUAUGUUGUACGUACCAUAUGACCAUAUUGCCAAUGAGUGCGCAAUAGCCGAGUAACAGCAAGCCAGCGCUGAGGCAGCUUGUUGUUAUCCGUUUUGUGAGCAACCGUUCUUGAGUAAACAUUGCAAGUGCCGAGGAAGUGUCGAGGAAUACUACGAGGCGGCACCAUGUCUCUGAACACUGCUCAUGCGCCGGGCGGCGUUCUCAUCUUCAAAGGCGAGUUCAUUCUGCUCUACUGUGACGGAGUGGAACUGACGUUCGAGGGUUCGGAUGCACAUCAGUUCCAUGGCACCAAGAAAGGACGCAUCUACCUCACCACACACCGGAUGGUGUUCACCAACAGCAACAGCAAAGACUUCCUGCAGUCGUUCAGCUUUCCUUUCUUCACCAUGAGUAGCCUUGGCCUGGAGCAGCCAAUCUUCGGUGCAAACUACAUCAAGGGCACUGUCAAGGCCGAACAGAACGGGAACUGGACGGGCAAGUGCACCUUCAAGCUGAAGUUUAUGAAGGGAGGUGCGAUUGAGUUUGGCCAGGCCAUGAUGGAGGCUGGAAAGACGGCAUCCCAGCAUGCGGCUGGAAUGGCUCCCCCGCCGUACUUCCCGCCUCCGGGUCCCUACUACUGCCCCCCUCCGCCUGCGUACACGCCAGGCCAAGGGGUGGACUACGGCUUCAACAUUCCCUACAAUGUGUUUCCCGACGCACCUCCAGCCAACUCCGUGUUCAUGAGCGACAUGCCACCCCCGUACCCCGGUGUCAAUGGUCCCCCCCAGUACUACCCUGGCGGCUACCCGGCAGGGGCGCCCCCGAGCUACCCCAAUGGUGUGGUGCCGCCCAGUGGUCCCGCACCUGCACCGGGUUUCAACGUGCCCCAGGCUGGAUACUCGGGACCCCCUCCUGCACAGCCCUCCGGACCCUAUCAGUGUAUGUGUGCUUCACCUAUCAUGCCUAGGCACACUCUCCCAAAUGCCACAUGAGGUUGGAUAAUCAAU